CGCACGCAUGGCUCACUUGCGCAGUGGCAUGGACGUAGCACCGCCAUCGCCGCGAUGGAAGGCCAACAAGCUCUUGUCGCCAUCCCGCCUUCCCAAGCCCACCAGCGUCGUCGUCGUACCACGCGAUCGCGUGCCCGCCCUCGCCAGCGACAUUGAGCGCAAGCUCGAGCGCCAAGCGAGCUGUCUCGCCGACGCGCCGCCGCUCGGCGAGACCAUUCGCUGCAUGGUGCGCAUUCGGCCGUCGGCGAGCGACCGGCGCUGCGUCGAUGUCGACCUGCCAACGCAGUCGGUCAGCGUCAACAUGCAUAUGCUCAAGACCGACCGGCGCCGGUAUGCGGUCGACGGCGUCUUUCCCGAGGCAGCGACGCAAGAAGAGAUCUUUCUCAAGGUGGGCCUGCCCGUCGUGGCGACUGUUCUCCUCGGCUUUCACGGCUGCGUCCUCGCGUACGGCCAAACGGGCUCGGGCAAAACGCACACCAUGCAAGGCGACAUGGACCCGAGUAGCGACGAGCGCGGCCUCAUUCCGCGCGUUGUCCAGCAGCUUUUUGCGUCCCUCUCGGCGUCCCAGACGCCCUUUACAUGCCACUGCUCGUACUUUGAGAUUUACAACGAGAAGAUCUUCGACCUCCUCGACACGUCAGCGACCGAGCCCAAGGCCGUGCGAGAAGACAACACCGGAGUCUAUGUCCAGGACAUCCUCGAAAGCCACGUGACGACGCCCGAGGACGCGCUGCGCUUGCUACAUCUUGGCACCAAGCAGCGCACCGUGGGCAGCACGGCCAUGAACCGAGAGAGCUCGAGGUCGCACUCGGUGUUUACGCUUCAUUUGACACAAACCCUUCCGACGGCCGACGGCCUUUCUGUCGUUCGGCGAUCGCUACUGCACCUUGUCGAUCUCGCGGGCUCAGAGAAGCAGAGUCACACGCGGGCGUUUGGGUUGCGUCUCAAAGAAGCGUCGCAGAUCAACAAGUCGCUCUCGGUGCUCGGCAAUGUCAUCACGGCGCUUGUCGAUGUCUCGCGCGGCGUCAAGCGCCAUGUCAACUACCGUGACUCGAAGCUCACGUUCCUACUGCGGGACGCCCUUGGCGGCAACUCCAAGACGACGCUGCUCGCCACGAUUGCGCCGGACGAAGCGUUUACCACCGAGACGCUCUCGACUUUGCAGUUUGUUCAGCGCGCCAAGUGCAUCACGACCGCCGCCGUUGCCAACGAGGACACGGGCAACACAUUGGCAGUGCUGCAGCGCGACCUCGCCGACGCGCGGUCGAAACUCGCGCGCCUCGACGCAGAGCACACGGCCACAGAGCGCGAGAUGAGCUGCCGCCUCGACGCACUCUUGAGCGACAAGUUCGCGCUCAAGAGCGACAACGCACGGCUGCAACGGUCGGCCGCCGCGGCAAGCGAGGAGGUCGCGCGCUGGCGCCUCGCUUCCGAAGACAAUGGACGCACUGCACACGAGACACAUGACCCUUGCGAGACCGAGGGUAGCUCCAAGCAAGACGCGACCUGUCGCCUGCCCUUGGAAAACGAGCAGCUUCGGAUGGCGCUUGAGGAAGCCGCGACCCACCGGGUAUCGCUCGUUGCUGUAGCGCGCUCGGAGGCGCAUGGACAUGACGUUGUCGUAUCGCAGCUCCAAGCCCGUCUCCAAGCACGUGAUGUAGCGUACGAGGAGCUGGAGCGCGAGCUCGCGGCGGCGCGGCAUCGUCUUGCAUCCAGCGAGGCCACCGCAGCCGCCGAACGCGAGCGUCAAAACGACGCCUUGCGCGAGCAGACGGCGGCUGCGAGCGCACUGCACAACCAGCUACAGCUGCUGCAGUCACGGCCAAGUACGUGCCAUCGCAUUCAAGAAGAGAGCGUGCCCUUUGUUCCGAGCCCGCGGCGCCACCGCCGGUCCGAAAGCGACGUGUCGGAGGACAUUCGCUUGGCGGUCACCUCGUUCAACGCCGCGUCGCGGCCAUCGACGCUCGAGAACGCGGUGGCCGACCUCCAACUGCAGCACCAGCAGAUGCUGCAUUUAUUGCAAAAGCUCGACAGUUUGCGCCAGUCCAAGAAGUUUCUCGAGCACGCACUGCAGAACGCGCUGGCGGACAACGCCGAGCUCAUUGCCAGCGCCAACACCUUGCAGAGAGAGCGGGACGCUGCCCGUGCGAGCACCGCCGCCGCAGAGCGUUACCGCUUGGAGCUUGAGCGCGACAAGACGCUGGCCCGAACGGCAUCGGCCCCCGCCAUCACGACGACCCUGCAUGGGUUCUCCAAGCUGGACGUUGCGGACCAAAUCAAGACACUCGCAGCAGACAAGGUCGCGCUGAGUGCGCGUCUCAAGACGGCGUAUGCCAAGGUGCAGUCGCUCGAAGAGUCGCUGCAGCAGCUACGAACGUCGGACCCGUGUACACGCGUCUUGCGCAAGAGGUGUUGA
Molecule: messenger RNA, 2416 nt
Organism: Saprolegnia diclina VS20
Lineage: Eukaryota; Oomycota; Saprolegniomycetes; Saprolegniales; Saprolegniaceae
Exons: 11
Coding region: 8-2416 (802 amino acids)
Biological process (GO): microtubule-based movement
Molecular function (GO): ATP binding; microtubule binding; microtubule motor activity
Source: RefSeq, a predicted model, not a curated record